AUGUCUUGUUUCUUAACUUGUGUCCGCUUCGAUGACUCAGCCACCGACAACAACAAACCCACUACGGUUACUGGAUCUAUCUCUGUCUCUGGUGUUGUGACCUGUUACACACGGGACGGUAUUGAGUCUCUCACUUCCAAUUUCUCUACACUCAUCGGUUCCGGUGGCUACAGUAAUAUCUACUUGGCUCGCUUGUCUGGCUCUUACAAAGCAGCUCUCAAGGUUCAUGUCAGUAGCCACCGUCUCUACCAGGUUUUUAGAUCCGAGCUCGAAAUCUUGCUUCGUCUUCAACAUCCUCACAUUGUCAAGCUUCUCGGUUACUUCGACGAUUCAGAAGAAAAUGGUGCACUUCUACUAGAAUACCUUCCUCAAGGUAACCUCCAAGAGAAGCUUAACCGCUACAGCAAACAAGUGUUGCCAUGGAGAAACCGUAUCGCCAUAGCGUUUCAGGUUGCGCAAGCAAUUGAAUACAUUCAUGAGAAAUGUUGUCCUCAGAUUGUGCACGGCGACAUCAAAUCCUCUAAUAUUCUCCUUGACAAAGAUUUUAACUGCAAGCUUUGCGAUUUCGGAUCAGCCAAGGUCGGGUUCUCAUCUAUGGUUCAGCCUUCUACAACAAUGUCACCUCGGUCCAAGCAAGUGAGGAUGGUCGGUUCUCCAGGGUAUACAGAUCCUCACUACUUGAGAACCGGAAUUGCUUCAAAGAAAAUGGACAUAUAUGGGUUUGGAGUUGUGGUUCUCGAGUUGGUUUCGGGUAAAGAUGCCGUUAGCGCUGAAAGAGGCGAGAUGCUAGUGCACACAGCUGCUCCAUUGAUCCACGAGAUUCUUGAUUCGAAUGCAGAUAUCGUAGAAGAGAAAGUGAGACAGUUCUUGGAUCCUAGGUUGUCAAGAGACAACAGUCUUGAUUUAGAAGAGGUUAAGACAAUGCUCGGUGUGGCUGCCUUUUGUCUUCGUAGCCCUCCAUCUUUAAGACCCUCGGCUUCUCAAGUUGUCAAAACUCUUGUCCAGAAGAUCCCGUCUCUGUCUUUCCUCGGUUGUGGGAAAGAAGAGUGA
Molecule: messenger RNA, 1050 nt
Organism: Arabis nemorensis
Lineage: Eukaryota; Viridiplantae; Streptophyta; Magnoliopsida; Brassicales; Brassicaceae
Source: the annotation of a GenBank genome assembly